Messenger RNA from Theobroma umbraticum, 2154 nucleotides. RefSeq names its product Protein phosphatase 2C family protein. Gene Ontology annotation, molecular function: protein serine/threonine phosphatase activity. NCBI's taxonomy places the organism in Eukaryota, Viridiplantae, Streptophyta, Magnoliopsida, Malvales, Malvaceae. The record is from RefSeq and is a predicted model, not a curated record. Gene Ontology annotation, biological process: protein dephosphorylation.
GGUUCGGUCUUGGUGUGGUUUUUUUCUUUUUUCUUUUUUCUUUUCUUGGUUGGAGUGGCUUGUUUCGUUGCAGAGACAGUGGAAGGAAACAGAGGGGAAGACAAGAAAGAUUGGUUAUUGUGUUUUUGUUUUAGUUUAGUUUGGAGUAGAUUUGAUACUAAAAGGACCUGUCUUUUUUUUUAAAAAGAAAAGAGAGUGAGAGAGAAAAAAAAAUCAAAUCUUGCUAAAAGUUUGGAUUUUUUUGUUCUUCAAGAUCAAAUUUUGAUUCACCUUAAUGGAUAAUCUUUAUUGAUCUUAUACAACUUGAGAUUUAUAGUUUCUUGGGUCUCAUGAGAAAGUUCUGUUACUUUUCAUUUCCUUACCUAUCUUAACUAAAAGCAGAAACUAACUUUGCACAUUAAGUUUUGUUGCUGUUGUUUUUUUUAAGAUAUACUUCUGGCCUUUUCUUUGAUUUUCUGGUAAAGCAAACCAAAGGGUCCCGAGUGAAUGGAAGAAAAGAUCAUGAGCUAAGGAAACCCGAACUCUGUAUUUCCUUUUAAUUUUUUGCCAUUACUAUAAAGGGAAAUACCAACUACCUUGAAGUUCUAGCGAACUCUAGAUUUCCUUUUUCACUUUCAAGUCGCCACUUGCCAAGUCCUUCAACAUGCUAAAAAGAUUGCAAUUUCAGUUUUCCCUUUUUCCCAUUUUCUUUUCUCAGCAACCAAACAGACCAGUUGAUGGGAUAGCCAGCUAAGUCUAUGGUGUGGAGGGCUUUUAUCUAUUUACUAGUAGUACUUGUUUAGCUCCUCCUUCAAAAUUCUAGAUGGAGGGAUAUUGGAAUUCCCUAUCAUAAUGAAUAUUCUCUGUUUUGUCUUUCAGAUUCACAGGUUUUGGAUCUACAACAAGGAAACAUCAUUUUGUUUUUUUUGAGGUAGUGGGUAUUGAAUUCUAGAGGCAAUGAGGCAUUUUUCCUCCAUGUUCAAUGGAUUAGCAAGGUCGUUUCCUAUUAGAAGAGGGAAAAAUUCAGAGAAUGAUGAUGGAAGAGAAGCUGCUGAGGCAAUGGCAAAGGAUGCAAAGAAGAAUGACCUGAUUUUGAGGUCUUCUGGUUUUGUAAAUGUUGACGGUUCCAACAAUUUAGCCUCAGUUUUUUCCAAGAGGGGCAGAAAAGGAGUGAACCAGGAUUGCGCAUUUGUAUGGGAGGAAUUUGGAUGUCAAGCAGACAUGCUAUUUUGUGGGAUAUUUGAUGGCCAUGGUCCAUGGGGUCAUUUUGUAGCGAAAAAGGUCCGCGAAUCAAUGCCUUCGUCCUUGCUUUGCCAUUGGCAAGAGACUCUAGCUCAGACAUCCCUUGACCCGGACAUCGAUUUGGAAUCAGAUAAAAAGCAUCAGAGAUUCGAUAUAUGGAAGCAUUCUUAUCUAAAGACUUGUGCUGCUGUUGAUCAGGAGCUCCAACAGUGUCGGAAGAUUGAUUCCUUCUACAGUGGAACAACUGCCUUGACAAUUGUCAGACAGGGUGACCUCAUGUAUGUAGCCAAUAUCGGUGAUUCUCGGGCUGUUUUGGCAACAACUUCAGAUGAUGGAGACUUGAUUCCCAUUCAGCUUACUGUUGAUUUCAAACCCAAUUUACCUCAGGAGGCUGAGCGGAUAAUUCAGUGCAAAGGGCGGGUGUUCUGUUUGCGUGAUGAGCCAGGUGUGCACAGGGUUUGGCUGCCCCAUGAGGAGUCACCGGGACUGGCAAUGUCUAGAGCUUUUGGGGAUUACUGCAUAAAGGAGUAUGGACUUAUUUCCGUUCCUGAAGUCACACAGAGACGUAUAACCAGCAGAGACCAAUUUGUUGUGCUUGCAACUGAUGGGGUAUGGGAUGUUAUUUCCAAUCAGGAAGCAGUCCAAAUUGUAUCUUCAACACCCGACAAGGCGAAGGCAGCUAAAUGCCUGGUCGAGUGUGCUGCCCAUGCUUGGAAAAAGAAGAGGAAGGGUAUUGCAAUGGAUGAUAUUUCAGCCAUCUGCCUCUUCUUCCACUCAUCUGCUGUAUCUCAGCCUGAAGCUAAUCUUGUUACAACUUCAAAAUAGUACUAAUGUAAAUGAGCGAGGUAAAUUGCUCCUAAAAGUACCUAUCGAUCAAAUAUUGUAUUUCUUAGUUCAAUGCAAUUGAUAAAAAAAUGUCCACUUUCAUUCACA